Messenger RNA from Gambusia affinis (western mosquitofish), 5847 nucleotides. RefSeq lists its product as uncharacterized. Gene Ontology annotation, molecular function: RNA binding; poly(A) RNA polymerase activity. Lineage: Eukaryota; Metazoa; Chordata; Actinopteri; Cyprinodontiformes; Poeciliidae. The coding region runs from base 438 to 2690 and encodes 750 amino acids. The transcript has 2 exons. The record is from RefSeq and is a predicted model, not a curated record. Gene Ontology annotation, biological process: mRNA stabilization.
GAGAGGGAGGAUGACUCACUCCGUCUGAUGUGAGGUUCACCCCGCAACAGCUCGGCAGUGCGGUGGCACGCCGGCGGUUCAGGCUGACAUGUCCGCUGUAAUCCAGCAAUACAAGGAAAACUUUAUCAAAGUAUUAAGCUGCCCCCUUUUCCGAGGCCAAACGGGUACGGGCUUUGUUUGAAACUUGAGUGUUUCGUCACUUGAUAGUUAGAGUGACCCGUGGAGUCGUGAUUCACCGUGAAUUUCGUGACGGCUAAUUGCCAUGGAAACAGUGCUGCUGCGCUGAGAGGAAAUUGUCCGUAUUAACUUCAGCUUCAACCUUUCCAACAGGGUCGGAUAAACCUGUUGGAUACCUUAAUAUAUUUUUUUCCCUUAUAUUCUUUUGUCUUGGCUUUACUUUUUUUUACUGUAAUUUGACAACCAAUCAGGUAAGGAGAAUGGAGCAUAAAACUGAAAAGAGGUUCCACAACCUGACCCAUGUGCAAGUCGAGGCUCUCGACAAAGUGCUGACUGAGGUGAUCCCGAUCCACGGGCGAGGAAAUUUUCCCACACUGCAGGUGAGAGCCAAAGACAUCAUUCGUGUGGUGAAAGAUCGACUGGUGGAGAGGGACAUCCAGGUUAAAGACAUACGCCUCAACGGAGCCACCGCCAGCCACGUCCUGGUGAGAGAUAACGGCCUGGGCUACAGAGAUUUGGACAUCAUAUUUGGAGUAGAGCUGCCCAGGCAGGAGGACUUCCAAGUGAUUAAGGACGUGGUGCUGGGCAGCCUGCGGGACCUCCUCCCAUGUGGGGUUAACAGACGGAAAAUCACUUGCCUCACUAUGAAGGAAGCAUAUGUGCAAAAGAUGGUGAAAGUAUUCAAUGAGCACGACAGAUGGAGCCUGAUCUUGCUUUCCAACAACAGAUCCAAAACGGUGGGGCUCAGAUUUGUUAGCUCCCUCCGGAGGCAGUUUGAAUUCAGCGUGGACUCCUUUCAAAUAAUACUAGAUCGCAUGCUGGAGUCUUACUGGGAGAGUGACAGGAGAGGAGAAGGAAAACUGCCACUGAAUGCCAGGAAUUCAUCACAGGGGCACAGCAGCAAAGACAAUAACAAGAUACAAGAACAAUCAAGCAGUCGUGAAGAUGUCAAAGAGGAUGCUGAAAAAGAUGGAGAAAUGGCAGCUAACUCAGGCCCUUCAAGCCCAGAUGAAGCCGUUUCUCCAUCUGAGCUUAAAGAUGAAGAUACGGAUCAUGCAGAUGGAAAGUAUGAGGCGAAAGGACCUGAGGGAAACAGCCUACAGCAGGUGGAGGAUGGUGUGGGUGGCUGUGAGGUCGCCCAUUCAGAGGAAGACAUGUCAGAGGUGUUUGAGCUUUGUGAAGAAAGCACAGAACAAAAAGAACUGUUCGAUGGUGAUUAUCCCUUGGAAGCAUCGUCGAAAGCUUUUUUCCCCGAUGCAAGAGACCCAUUAAUGACUCAUCCAUGUUUAAAACUGCAGACGACUGAAGAAGUGUCCAUAAUAAACACCGAACCAUCAACUUCCGAAGAAAUAGCUCAUUUUGAAACAAGUACAAAGUUAGAGGUAAACAUCGUGAACUGCAAGAUGGAAAACACCCCAACUCUACAAGAUUCCCUCUGUGAAGACUCCUUUCCUCCCCCGGCUAAAAAAACUUGCAGCACAUCACAGGACAUUGUGCCAGACUACUGCCCUUCUCCGAAACUGCAAAGGAAAAUGUCACGGAAGCUGAUCAGCCAGCCUGAAAAGUGGUCCUUACUCACGGAUGUGUCAGACCUUACAACUCAACUCUUUUCACCAAUAGAGGUAGUGAAACCUCUUCAGCCAAAACCCCCUGUACCUGAUAGUGUAGAUCUUCGUGGCUCAAACGUUUUAUGUCCUGAAUCAGAACAUUUUGAGGGUAAGGACACUCUUACUGUUCCUUCGUACAGUCCAGAACUUGCACCUCAGGAAGGUGCAAACUCGACUGAUUCUCCAGAACAAACCGUGAAGCCAAAACACCUCAAGAAGCCUCCUGAUUUAAAGACCACGGUUUCAACGCCUCAAGUUGAUGAUCAAGGUCCUGAACUUCUUAACACUGUUCCAAAUAGUGUCCCCUGUGUUAGUGUAGAAAGUGAGCCUGUUAUCACUGUUGAAGCAGAGUGCAUGUACGGAGACUUUGAGCAAGCGAUGGACCACCUUCGCCAACGCCUCAUUGCUACCCACAACCCAGAGGAGAUCCGUGGAGGGGGGCUGCUGAAGUACAGCGAUCUGCUGGUGAGGAACUUCCGGCCAGCCAGCGAGACUGAAAUCAAGUCCUUGGAGCGUUACAUGUGCUCCCGCUUCUUUAUCGACUUCCCUGACGUAAGCGAGCAGCAGCGUAAGAUCGAGGCCUACUUGCAGUGCCACUUCAUUGGCAGCGAGGAAGCGAGCAAGUACGACUACCUGAUGACCCUGCGGCGCGUGAUAGACGAAAGCACAGUGUGUUUGAUGGGACAUGAGAGGAGACAGACCCUCAAUAUGAUCACUGUCCUUGCUUUGAGGGUUCUGGGGGAGCAGAACGCCAUCCCCAACACGGCAAACGUUACUUGCUUUUAUCAGCCUGCGCCAUACGUGUCAGAGCCAAUUUACAACAGCUACUACAUCCCUCAGGCCCAACCGCCGCUUGUCUACCACCCGUACCCUCUGCAUGUUCACAUGCAAUCUGGCCUUGUUUAGCCAAGAUGUUCCGCUGGCAUGAAGGCAUGCACUUAGCAUGGCACUCUGCAAUCAGAGGCUUACAUGGAAGUUUUGGCAACAACAGGCAACAAAAGUUGCAGUGUUGUUUAAAGUUUUAAAAUCCCUCCUGCUUACAACAGAUAUUGGGUGGUCAGGGCUGAGGCGGACUCAGAGGUAAAUGUGCAUUCUUUUCAAGAAGAGCCCAAGAAGAGAAACACGAGAGCUUGUUGAGAGGAUUUUUUGAAAUCCGAGGGGACCUGCUGUACGGCUGGUCCAGUUCAGUUUUGGAGUACUGAUUACCCUCCUGCAUUGAAGGCAUCGUUAUAUGUCUACAUGAUAAACACCUUUAACUUAUUAAGUGUAAUCUGUUGCUUGUUGGCUACGUGGAUCUUGAAACCUUAGUCUGGAAAAAGUUCGAGAUCCUGUGGGGUACAAACACUGUAACUGUUUUGUGAAUCGUUCGUCUGAACCACAUUCAGUGAUCCCAUACCUGUGUACACAUUGUUUAGAGAUAAGAUGCCGUUUACUGUGGCGUUAGAUUAGACAGUGGUGCUUCCAUAAUGUGGUAAAUUAUGUUCUAGUGGAUGUGAAUUGUGAACACCAUCAUGUAAUAAGGAUACAGUAGCUGAAGGCAGUUAGAGAAUAAAUAAACCAGAUUUAAAAGAUUUGAAUAAAUUGCUUCUGGUAAAGUGAUUACAGCACUGAGAAACAACAUGUGUUUAUGAAUCAUUUAGAUAUCAGUUAUGUAAGCGAACGUCUUUAAAUGCGAAACAUUGCUCACAAAUAAGGUGACUGUAAAAACACCUGAGUUUAGAUUUCACAACACUGUGAAACAAAAGACAAAGUGUGGUUUCUGCACCAGUUUGUGUUGGGAAUACUUUUUUGGUUUUUUUUGCUAUAUAGAGUCCCAUUGUGGGAGCUUGUAGGUAAUUUUAGAGUCAGUCACCAUCGCUGACAUUCAAAGCACAAAGAUAUUAUUCAGGACUUGGUGUCUCCAGCUGCCAUGUUUUACAAAAAACGUCUAAUAAAGUAUCUCCUUCUGGAGUGAUACUUUUCCUGGUAAAACUCAAUGAUUAAACCUGCAAAAGGCCUCACGGCAUCGUAACUGAAUAAAUGUCUUGGACUCUCGCUACAGUUUCUGCAGAAAGAAGAAAAAAAUUAUAACUGAAGUAAUAAACUAAUAAUUAUCUAAUCAAAGCAUGUAUAUAGCAGAUUUGAUAUGAUCACUUCUUCCAUGUGUCUCUGAUUAUUAUUGAAAAGAGCCUUUCCACUUUCAGAUGCAUCAAAGGCUUUAAAAUAAUUAUUUAUUAGAAAAAUAAAAUACAUUGGGAACGUUUAUUUAUUAAGUGUAAGACAAAAAACAGAAUCUUGACAAGGAAUAAUUCCUUACCCAAACUUACCAUUCGGCUGCUCUACUAACAAUCCCAAAAUAUAAAUGUCUCUGAAGCAUUUUUAUCAUUUAUUUUCUACGUUUAAUGAAUAAGCCACGACAUAUUGUUUAGAUGGGCUACGAAUAAAGUGUGAUAGAGUCCCAAUUUUAUAAGCCUCUCUUCAAAAUAGGGAAAAACAGGAGAAAAUGCUUUUCAGCUUAAAGACAGAUGCUUAUCUUCAAAAAUACAGAAAUUAUAUGGCUCGAUGCUCAUUUCAAAACAAUCAAUGUAACCAGUGCUACUGUAAUUAAUAUAUAUAUAUAUGUAUAUUUUAAGGAUUUUUAUUUAUCUUUACGAAUGUAACGAUAACUAGUGUGAAAUAUGUGGCCUAGGUAGAAAAGUCUUGCUAAUUCAUCCUGUUUCAGAAAUAUCACUGUUGAUUUCCUUUGAAAAAUGUUAAUCAGUUUCUCCUGAAAUAUUUCACACAACUUAUGAGAUGAAACUAUAUUCAAAAAUGUGUGUUGUCCGAACUUGUCAGCUGAUCUCCGUCUUUGCUGAGUUUGACCUGAUUUGAUUGUGGUUGACAAAAAUAUGUUGAACUCCAUCAGAAUUAGGUAAUUACAUCUUAUUCAAGAUGAGCAGGAGUGACUGCAAAGUGAUGUAUAAAACGGAAAUACUUUCAUCUUUUAUGAGAUUUAACCACAAAUAUUCAAACAUUGACAGAGAAAACAUGUUUAUAGCUCCAACGUCUAAAAUGAAGGGAAAAGAGUAUAAAAUUGAUAUAUUCCGCUCAAAAGUGUCAGAUGCAGUGUAGUAAAAUGUAGAUAAAACAUAUUUUUAAUGCUUUGCUUUUUUUUCAUAUGAAACUUGUUGAUAAUGUCCAAUUCAGACGUUGUUCCUCUCAUCCUUUCUAACCAGUGAGACAUUGUGAUGCUUACCAGGUGUUAUUGGUCGUUUUUUGUCACAGUUUCUUUGAGCUACCGCUACAUCUCAUUCCUCUUGAGGGAAGCAUCACAGAGAUUUGCUGCGAUACAAAAGUCUGAAUGCAUGUUUUCAUUAUAACAUUUGGAAGGAAAUAUGCCAGUUCUCUGGUGAAAUCAAAUCCUUUUCUUUGUCGUCCCCAGACAGAUUUUUGCUGGGUCCGAGACAUUGCUGCAGUCAUGAGCGUACACUGUUUGGGGUUUUUCUGCCUGCUGUCUUGUGCAAAAAAAAGAAGAAAAAAAAGAAAGUGCAGCCGCUGGUUCCUAUGUCUCGUGUGUGCAAAGCACUCGUGUUUAGGGUUUGUGAUUAACAACAACAAAAAACAAGACAAAGUGAAGCACAGUUUAGAGCAGGUAGGUACCCACACUGACACUGAAGCACAAUGUAAAUGCACUUAGGUAUUGUUGAGUAUUGACAGUGUUUGACAUGCUUGUGAUCCUCCAGCUCACUAUUGAUAAUCAUAACAAUGUGUGUAAGUUGUCCCUCUUGUAGCUUCGACAUGGUCGUAUUUAUCUCUGGGGUUUGUUAUGUGUCGUUCUUGCAGUAAAGACACUCAGAUAUUCCUGUUAUGAAAUCUAGACGCUGAAAUUGUUGUCAAUGUGUGAAUAAAUGUAAAUCAACUGCUCCGUGUCUGGUGUCUUCUCUCAGUGGAACGCGUUUGGCCAACUGUUUUAUUUCCUCAAGCUUGGAGGUUUGUUGUUUUGGGUAAUCGUCUUAAUUUGCAACAGCCCUGCUAUGGGGAACUUUGCAGGUACUUUGCAACACGUUCAGAUGAAAUGCAGGAAAUGUUACCGACAGAUAAACUG